Neomonachus schauinslandi (Hawaiian monk seal) is the source of this 2929-nucleotide messenger RNA. It is a transcript of the gene TRAF3, whose product is annotated as TNF receptor associated factor 3. Gene Ontology annotation, molecular function: zinc ion binding; tumor necrosis factor receptor binding. The transcript is spliced from 11 exons. Gene Ontology annotation, cellular component: plasma membrane signaling receptor complex. The record is from RefSeq and is a predicted model, not a curated record. NCBI's taxonomy places the organism in Eukaryota, Metazoa, Chordata, Mammalia, Carnivora, Phocidae. The coding region runs from base 109 to 1815 and encodes 568 amino acids. Gene Ontology annotation, biological process: regulation of apoptotic process; Toll signaling pathway; positive regulation of JNK cascade.
AGAUUGGCACUGCUUUGCUUCUUUCUUUACCGAAGUCUCUUCCUCCCGGACUGAGCUUUGCUGUAUCUUCCUUACAGCAUAUGACACACGGAAUUUCCCUUUCCUAAAAUGGAGCCAAGUAAAAAGAUGGACUCCGCCGGCACCCUGCAGACUAACCCACCGCUAAAGCUGCACCCUGAGCGCGGCGCCGGGACAUCCGUCUUCGUCCCUGAACAAGGAGGCUACAAAGAAAGGUUUGUGAAGACCGUGGAGGACAAGUACAAGUGUGAGAAGUGCCGCCUGGUGCUGUGUAACCCGAAGCAGACGGAGUGCGGACACCGGUUCUGCGAGACCUGCAUGGCUGCCUUGCUGAGCUCCUCAAGCCCAAAAUGUACUGCGUGUCAAGAAGGCAUCAUUAAAGAUAAGGUGUUUAAGGAUAAUUGCUGCAAGAGAGAGAUCCUCGCUCUUCAGAUCUACUGCAGGAAUGAAGGUGGAGGUUGCACAGAGCAGUUGGCACUGGGACACCUGCUGGUGCAUUUAAAGAACGAUUGCCAGUUUGAAGAGCUUUCGUGCAUCCGUGCUGACUGCAAAGAAAAAGUGUUGCGAAGAGACCUGCGUGACCACGUGGAAAAGGCCUGCAAGUACCGGGAGGCCACGUGCAGCCACUGCAAAAGUCAGGUCCCAAUGAUCACCCUCCAGAAACACGAAGACACUGAGUGUCCCUGUGUGGUGGUGUCCUGCCCCCAUAAGUGCAGUGUCCAGACCCUUCUGAGGAGUGAGUUGAGUGCACACUUGUCAGAGUGUGUCAAUGCCCCCAGCACCUGUAGUUUUAAGCGCUAUGGCUGCGUUUUUCAGGGGACAAACCAGCAGAUUAAGGCCCAUGAGGCCAGCUCCGCGGUGCAGCAUGUCAACUUACUGAAAGAGUGGAGUAACUCUCUAGAGAAAAAGGUUUCCUUGUUACAGAAUGAAAGUGUAGAGAAAAACAAGAGCAUACAAAGUUUGCACAAUCAGAUAUGUAGCUUUGAAAUUGAAAUUGAGAGACAAAAGGAAAUGCUCCGAAAUAAUGAAUCCAAAAUACUUCAUUUACAGCGAGUGAUAGACAGCCAGGCGGAGAAACUGAAAGAGCUGGACAAAGAGAUCCGUCCCUUCCGGCAGAACUGGGAAGAAGCAGACAGCAUGAAGAGCAGCGUGGAAUCCCUCCAGAACCGAGUGACAGAGCUGGAGAGCGUGGACAAGAGUGCAGGACAGGCGGCGCGGAACACAGGCUUGCUGGAGUCCCAGCUGAGCCGGCACGACCAGAUGCUGAGCGUCCACGACAUCCGCCUGGCCGACAUGGACCUGCGCUUCCAGGUCCUGGAGACGGCCAGCUACAAUGGCGUGCUGAUUUGGAAGAUCCGAGAUUAUAAGCGGCGGAAGCAGGAAGCUGUCAUGGGGAAGACCCUGUCUCUUUACAGCCAGCCUUUCUACACGGGCUAUUUUGGCUAUAAGAUGUGUGCCAGGGUCUACCUGAACGGGGAUGGCAUGGGGAAGGGGACGCAUUUGUCGCUGUUUUUUGUCAUCAUGCGUGGAGAGUACGAUGCUCUGCUUCCUUGGCCGUUCAAGCAAAAAGUGACGCUCAUGCUGAUGGAUCAGGGGUCGUCUCGGCGUCACCUGGGAGAUGCGUUCAAGCCGGACCCCAACAGCAGCAGCUUCAAGAAGCCCACCGGGGAGAUGAAUAUUGCCUCUGGCUGCCCAGUGUUUGUGGCCCAAACUGUGCUAGAAAACGGGACAUAUAUUAAAGAUGAUACCAUUUUUAUUAAAGUCAUAGUGGAUACUUCGGAUCUGCCGGACCCCUGACAAGUCACUGGGGAGGUGGAUUGAGCAGAAGGCAACUCCUCUGGGGGGUUUGAACCGGCUGUCUCCAUCGAGGUCCUCGUGCUCAGAAAAGGACCUUGUGGAAAGGAGGAAGCAGCAGAAGGUGGCCGCGGGCCAGCGGGAGGAGCGCGCGUGAGGACACACCGGACAUGUUUUCUAAUAGACUAGCAACACUCCGCUCUGAAGAAUUAUUUAUCCUUCGAUGUGAUAAAUACUGCUGUCAGAGAAGGUUUUCAUUUUCAUUUUUAAAGAUCUAGUUAAUUAAGGUGGAAAACAUAUAUGCUAAACAAAAGAACCAUGAUUUUUCUUCCUUAAACUUGAACACCAAAAAAACCCACAUGCACACACAUGUACACACACGCACACGCACACACACACACCUGGGAAUAGCUGGACAUGUCAGCAUGUUAAGUAAAAGAAGAAUUUAUGAAAUAAUAAUGCGAUUCUGAUAUAUUCUAAAAUUCAAGAGUGCAAUCUUGUUUCAAAUAUAGUAUAUUGUCUAUUUUUAAGGCCUCAUCUGGUCUCUGUUUUAAUAAUUUGUUUGUCAGAAGACCCUGAAGUACAACUAGGUCUUUUUUGAAAGUCUAAAUUCAGAAUCAUUUUUUAAUUUAAAGUUCUAAGAUAAUUGUUAUUGCAAACAUUUUAUUUUAAAACGUUGAUAGACUGAUAUUUCUUGGAAGAAAAUGUAAAAUAUCAAACACUGGUUAUCACUUGUGAUAGGAAAGAAACUAUUCAAUCUGCUGUUAUUUCUCGUUAGAAAUGUAAACCUUCAAUAUCUGUCGUAGUUAAUGACACUACUUCAAAAUUACUAUGAAAGGGAAACUGCUCAUGGAUGCUGUGCAUCAUUUUCAGAUUUAUAAUUGUUUUCACCCUAAAAUAGGGCAUUUGUUGAACUUUGGAGUUCUAAACAAAAUCCUGUAGGCUUUUAAAAUUCUGCCCCCUGUGUUCAGACACGCUCUCUAUUGCUGACAACUCUGACCUUCAGUGUCCAGUGCCCCGGGGGUGGGCAGGUGGCUCGUGCUGGAGGAGGCCACAGCAGGUGUGUUUCUUCAUCUUGUCACAUUGCUGCGUUUUGUUAACGAUCUCCAAAGGCAAC